AUGAAUCAAGAAAAUAAAAAUUCUGUACUAUUUGAGGACAAGGAAGUAGUAUCCAUGAAUGAGCAAGAAAUACCAAAGUGCUGUGAUGUAGAUCAGAAGACCUUACAAAUGAUUAUGGAAAACGCCGAGAAAAAAAUGGGAAACAUCGAAAUGAAAAACCAAUUGGAUGAUAUACGUCUAGAAGUAGACAAGCUGACAGCUCUAUUGGCACGUUCAAAUGUGAGUAAUUUUAGUGGAUCUUAUGGAUCAGCCCACACAAGCAACGCUGCAAUUCAUCUAACAAGUAGUCAUAAAGGAUUCAAUAAACCAUUUGACGGAGAAGUGGAAGUAAAGAUUGGACCAUGGGAAGCAAAACACGGGAUCACAUUAAAAUAUGGUAUUACCACACAUGACCUCGGUAUGUACAUGGUAGCGCCGGAGCACGGAAUAUAUUAUAUCUAUAGUCAGGCAUAUUUUCAAGAUGAACGGGAAGGAGAAGAUCGAAAGUUUGCAAGUUGGAAAGACUAUCUACAUUAUACAAUACGUGAGACCGACGCUUAUCAGGAUCCCAUCACUUUGAUGAAGAGCGGUCGUGCCGAGAAAAUCGAGAAGACAUCAGAUCUCUACUACAGCAGUUACCAUGGUGGCGUAUUUGAACUCAGAAAAGGAGACAAGAUAUGUAUGAAAGCAUAUCUACCAAGAAGUGGUAUAAGAUUGGAUUAUCGCCAGGAGUCGACGUUCAUGGGAAUGUAUUUAGUCAACGGCUUGUGA
Saccoglossus kowalevskii is the source of this 750-nucleotide messenger RNA. Its product is annotated as tumor necrosis factor ligand superfamily member 10-like. Gene Ontology annotation, cellular component: membrane. Gene Ontology annotation, biological process: immune response. The record is from RefSeq and is a predicted model, not a curated record. Gene Ontology annotation, molecular function: tumor necrosis factor receptor binding. NCBI's taxonomy places the organism in Eukaryota, Metazoa, Hemichordata, Enteropneusta, Harrimaniidae.